This is a messenger RNA of Aspergillus japonicus CBS 114.51, 768 nucleotides long. RefSeq lists its product as uncharacterized. The transcript has a single exon. The record is from RefSeq and is a predicted model, not a curated record. NCBI's taxonomy places the organism in Eukaryota, Fungi, Ascomycota, Eurotiomycetes, Eurotiales, Aspergillaceae. The annotation marks the transcript as partial.
CCUCCGUCCACCGAGCUCCCUAAACCCCCAUCACCAUACAACCCGGGCUGGCGCUUCCAAGCCCAAUCCUACGCACCUCCAGCUCCGACCCCAGUCGUGCUGAAGUGCUGCAUCAGCAGUAAGAAUGAGCGGAGGGAAAGGGCGCAACUUAGCCCUGUCGAGCGAUGUCUGAAGCGAACCCGGUUGCCGGGCAACGAGGGUGAUGACACGGUCAGCCUACAAGUCACCGGCACACUGAAGGCCGGCGAUGGCCACAACUCCCAGGCCUUGACGGUCGAGGUACUAGACUCAACAUCGCCAUCGCUGCCCCGCAAGGGCACAGGUUUCGUUGCCAAGAUCUACGACCCCCUUUACUUCGGUGACGACGACGGAUAUCUCGACCCGUUCCGCUGCAUGGACAAGUACUACACUCACGAGGCCAAUGCAUACCCGGCGCUGCGCGAAUUCCAGGGCCGCGAUAGCCCGACCUACCAUGGCUCCUACACCGUGAAUUUGGCGGUGGAUGACGACCGGAAGCCUCGCGUGGUGUUCGUGGACCUGGCUCAUGCCCUUUUCGAUCGCAGACGAGAUGACCCCGCGGCGUUGACGCUGAACUGUUUCCUUGGCGACUACAUCUCGCCUCCGCUGCGGUGGAACGAGGCCAAGUUCAAGGCGUCCCCCUUUGACGACUGGGUGGACUGGGAUUGGGAUCCCUGGCUCACGGCGGAGUUUGCCCACACAGCGACCAGUAUCACGCCGGAGAUGCGAGAACAGUGGGCGGACAUCUGA